Molecule: messenger RNA, 2250 nt
Organism: Ipomoea nil (Japanese morning glory)
Lineage: Eukaryota; Viridiplantae; Streptophyta; Magnoliopsida; Solanales; Convolvulaceae
Product: protein FAR1-RELATED SEQUENCE 7-like
Exons: 5
Coding region: 1-2250 (749 amino acids)
Biological process (GO): regulation of DNA-templated transcription
Molecular function (GO): zinc ion binding
Source: RefSeq, a predicted model, not a curated record
AUGGAUGAUGCAGUAGACCAGAGAGACGAGGCAUUAGAUCAGAGAGAUGAAGCAGGCGAUGAAUUGCAUACGGUUCCAGUCAGUGAAGAUGUUGUUGUUGAUUCACCAAGUUCAGAUCCAAUAGAGUUAGACAUUGAUGGUUCUUCUUCUAAUCCAGUUGAUGAAGAUUUGGUUGGUGUUGUUGUAAGUAACGGGGUUGAAGCGUAUGAGUUGUAUAACAAUUAUGCAUAUAGAGUUGGUUUUAGUGUGAGGAAGGGUAAUCAACGGUGCAAGGUAUAUAGCAAAACAGUCCAAAUGAAGAUGUUUAUGUGUUCUAAAGCUGGUUUUAAGGUUAAGGCAAAUGCUGGUGUUAGGGCAUAUUCAAAAAUUGACACAAGGUCAGGGUGUGGUGCAUGUGUUCAGUUUGACGUCGGUGAGGAUGGGUUGUGGACGGUUACAAAACAUGUAAAAGUGCACAAUCACGAGUUAUGUGCUGUAGACAAGAGUCAUCUUCUGCGUUCACAUAGAAAUGUUGGUGAUAAUCAACUGUUAUAUUUAAAAGAUUUGAAGAAGAGUGGUGUUGCAAUGGCAGAUGGUAUUAGGUUCUUGAAACAUCAAGCAGGGGGGUCUCCAUUAGUUGGCUUCACUAAUCGAGAUGCUUAUAAUUCAAUUGCUUCUGAUACAUCAAAGCGUUUGGAUGGAACCGACUAUGCAGUUUUUUUUUGGAGGGAUGGUCGGAUGAGACAAGACUAUGAGUUGUUUGGGGAUUUAUUAGUGCACGAUACAACUUAUCGCACUAAUAAAUAUGAUAUGAUUUGUGGCCCUUUUGUAGGGAUGAACCACCAUUGCAUGAAUGUAAUGUUUGGAUGUGGUUUUCUGAUGAAUGAGAGGAUAGAAUCAUUUGUGUGGCUGUUUAGAGCAUUUUUAAGGUCUAUGAAUGAGAAAUGUCCACAGACUAUCAUGACAGAUCAAUGUGCAUCCAUGGCUGCUGCUAUUUGUCAGGUGUUUCCAACAUCACGUCACCGUCUUUGCAUAUGGCAUAUUGGCGAGAAUUCGAAGAAGCAUAUCAAGGCGUUAAGGAAUAACAAGGAUUUCUUAGAUAUGUUUAACUGUGUGUUGAAAUACACAGAGACUGAAGCUGAGUUUGAAUUUUAUUGGACAAGGUUGGUGACUGACUACAAGUGCCACAAGAAUAGUUGGAUACAAAAGCUGUAUGACUGUAGGGAGAAGUGGUGUCCAGCAUUCAAUAAGGACUAUUUUUCAGGGGGCAUUUUAUCAUCGCAAAGGAGUGAAACUACUAACCAUUCGAUUUCAAGAAGGUUGUCCAAGACUGCAGGUCUAUGUGAUUUUUAUUCAUCGUUUGUUAGUGUAACUUCUGAAUGGAGGAGCAAAGAGAAUGGUGAAGACUUUCGUUGUACUCAAGGGGUACCCAACAUGAUGAUGGAGCACGUGAAACUUCUGUUACACGCUAGAGAGGUAUAUACGAUUGAGAUAUAUUUUUUGUUUGAGGAACAAUUCAUGAAAGGCAAUGCCUGUCAUCAAGAAAUGGUGUUGAAUGAAGGUUGUCAGUUCAAGUAUCACGUAUGGCGUCCAGAUAUAGAUAUUAUAAGGCAUGAAGUCAGUUUUAAGUUGUCAACCUUAGACAUUUCGUGUAGUUGCAAGUUGAUUUCGGAGUUAGGAAUUUUAUGCUGCCAUUGUUUACGCAUUCUUCAUAUACACUGUGUUUCAAGUAUUCCUAACAAAUAUAUCAUGAAAAGGUGGACUAAAAAGGUUGCUGAUGGUAGGGAUGUGAAUACUGGUUCAAUGUUUUGUAGAGCUGGUGUCCCUCCUUCAAUUUGGGUUGUGGAGAUUUGCAGAAAGUUUCAAAGAUUGAUUUCAUCUAGUCAAGAUAACAGUGUAACUAGGCAGUUCUGUGAUGAAGCAGUUGAGGAAGCAAAGAAAAAGGUUGAAGCUGAGAUUAGCUAUGUGCAAAUUGAAGAGUGCGGUGUUUCAUCUUCAAGUGGUGUCAUUCAAAAUCCUUCAAACCGGAGAUCAAAAGGUGAGCGUAACGUAAGGAGGAGUAGUGUUAUUGAAAAGAAGUACAGUGCUGCAAGGGGGAGGAGGAGUGCUGCAAAUAAAGUUGCUUCGAGUACAAAAGGUGCUGUUCAGUCGUUGGUUUUGGAAAGUCUAUCUGAGAUUGCCGGGGAUGGGUACCUUGUACAUCCAAGUUUUGGGAGUUCGGAGUUUUGUCAGUAUAGUAAUGAUGUAGAUGAUAAUGCAGUUGUAGAUUGA